Corythoichthys intestinalis (scribbled pipefish) is the source of this 5467-nucleotide messenger RNA. RefSeq names its product V-type proton ATPase 116 kDa subunit a 1-like. Gene Ontology annotation, molecular function: ATPase binding; proton-transporting ATPase activity, rotational mechanism. Lineage: Eukaryota; Metazoa; Chordata; Actinopteri; Syngnathiformes; Syngnathidae. Gene Ontology annotation, biological process: proton transmembrane transport; vacuolar acidification. Gene Ontology annotation, cellular component: vacuolar proton-transporting V-type ATPase, V0 domain; plasma membrane; vacuolar proton-transporting V-type ATPase complex. The coding region runs from base 110 to 2797 and encodes 895 amino acids. The transcript is spliced from 21 exons. The record is from RefSeq and is a predicted model, not a curated record.
CGCGAACUUGACGCACCGUGAGUGUAGCUAAACAUCCAGCAGCAUCCCUGGGGCUUGACAGACCACAAAUUUACCGAAUUGGACGCUUUAACGUCUUUUGGUCAGCAUCAUGGGGGAACUAUUCAGGAGUGAGGAGAUGACCCUGGCCCAGCUGUUUCUCCAAUCGGAGGCAGCUUACUGCUGUGUCAGUGAACUGGGAGAACUUGGCAUGGUCCAGUUUAGAGAUCUUAAUCCAGACGUGAACGUGUUCCAGCGCAAGUUUGUGAAUGAAGUGAGGAGAUGCGAGGAGAUGGACAGAAAAUUGAGGUUUGUGGAGAAAGAGAUCAAGAAAGCCAAUAUCCCAACUGUUGACACCGGAGAAAAUCCAGAGGUUCCCUUUCCAAGGGAUAUGAUUGAUCUAGAGGCUACAUUUGAGAAGUUGGAAAAUGAAUUGAAGGAGAUCAACACCAACCAGGAAGCCUUGAAGAAGAACUUCCUGGAGCUGACGGAGCUCAAGCAUAUUCUUCGUCGAACACAGCAGUUCUUUGACGAGAUGGAGGAUCCCAACUUGCUGGAAGAGUCAUCAGCUCUAAUGGAGGGCAACGAGGGGGGCAGAGGAGCUCCUCUCAGAUUGGGAUUUGUAGCCGGAGUAAUAAGCAGAGAGAGAAUUCCAACAUUUGAAAGAAUGCUGUGGCGCGUGUGUCGCGGUAACGUUUUCUUACGGAAGGCCGAGAUCGAGGACCCGCUGGAGGACCCCACGACGGUCAGUACACAAAUAAAUCAUAUCGGUAGUGCACAAGGUAAAUUUUUAAUGAAAUGUGUUGCUCUCCAACAGGGGGACCAAGUCCACAAGUCGGUCUUCAUUAUUUUCUUCCAAGGUGAUCAGCUGAAGAACAGGGUGAAGAAAAUCUGUGAAGGGUUCCGUGCGUCUCUCUACCCUUGUCCAGAGACACCACAAGAGAGAAAGGAGAUGUUGGCUGGCGUCAACAGCCGGAUUGAUGAUCUCCAAAUGGUGCUAAACCAAACCGAAGACCACCGUCAGCGAGUGUUGCAGGCCGCCUCCAAGACCAUGAGAGUUUGGUUCAUCAAGGUUCGAAAGAUGAAAGCCAUCUACCACACUCUCAACCUGUGCAACAUCGACGUGACCCAGAAAUGUCUGAUUGCCGAAGUCUGGUGUCCCGUCUCGGAUCUGGAUUCCAUUCAGUUCGCUCUGCGGAGAGGAACGGAACGAAGCGGCUCAACUGUGCCGUCGAUCCUCAACAGAAUGCAAACCAAGCAGACUCCGCCCACUUUUAACAAGACUAACAAGUUCACCUCCGGCUUCCAGAACAUUGUGGAUGCCUAUGGCAUUGGAAAUUACAGGGAAAUCAAUCCAGCUCAAUACACCAUCAUCACCUUCCCUUUCCUGUUUGCUGUCAUGUUCGGUGACAUGGGUCACGGCCUUCUCAUGACCUGCGCCGCUCUCUAUUUAGUCAUUCGAGAAAGUCGCCUCCUUGCCCAGAAGACUGACAACGAGAUGUUCAAUAUGGUGUUUGCCGGGCGCUACAUCAUCUUGCUGAUGGGGAUCUUCUCCGUCUACACGGGCAUCAUUUAUAAUGAUUGCUUCUCCAAAUCACUUAACAUGUUCGGCUCUGGAUGGAGCGUGAGGCCCAUGUUCGGGCCCAAAGGAGCCAACUGGUCGUUCGAGACGCUCGAAGGAAAUGCAGUGCUACAGUUGGACCCAGCAAUUCCCGGUGUAUUUAAUGGACCUUAUCCUCUCGGAAUUGACCCGAUAUGGAACGUUGCCACCAACAAGCUGACGUUCCUCAACUCCUUUAAGAUGAAAAUGUCUGUCAUCCUGGGUGUCAUUCACAUGCUGUUUGGAGUCUCUCUCAGUCUUUUUAAUCAUCUGUACUUCAAGAAGCCUCUGAACAUAUUCCUGGGCUUCAUCCCCGAGAUUGUCUUCAUGUCCAGCUUGUUUGGUUACCUGGUCCUGUUGGUCUUCUACAAAUGGACAGCUUACGAUGCAGUCACUUCAAAAGACGCUCCCAGUCUGCUCAUCCACUUUAUCAACAUGUGUCUCUUCAAUUACAGUGAUCCCACGACUAAAUCCCUCUACGCGGGACAGAUGGGGAUCCAGGUUUUGUUGGUGCUCAUUGCCCUUGCAUGUGUACCCUGUAUGCUGGUUGUGAAAACCAUGGUGCUUCGACGUCAGCACCUGUGGAAAAAGCACCUGUCACAGACGAGGCAAGAAACCCCUGCAGAGAAUCUAGCGCAAUCUUUAGAGAAAACAGGCGUGUCCUCAUCAUGCACCGGACUCACCCAACAGGGCACGCAGAAGUUCGGAGGGGUGCGGGUGGGCAACGGGCCCACGGAGGACGAGGCUGGCAUCAUGGACCACGACCAGCUCUCGCAACACUCAGAGGAGGGAGAUGAGCAUGCAGAGGAAGAGCCGUUUGACUUUGGUGACGUGGCUGUCCAUCAGGCGAUCCACACCAUUGAGUACUGUCUGGGAUGCAUCUCCAACACGGCCUCUUAUCUCCGUCUCUGGGCCCUCAGUUUGGCUCAUGCACAGCUGUCAGAGGUGCUAUGGUCCAUGGUGAUGCACCUCGGUUUGUCUUCCCGGAGUGGGGGCGGCUUCUUCGGCCUCACCAUUAUCUUCGCCGCAUUCGCUACGCUCACGGUUGCCAUUCUGCUCAUCAUGGAGGGGCUGUCCGCCUUUUUGCAUGCCUUGCGUCUUCACUGGGUGGAGUUUCAAAAUAAGUUUUAUUCCGGCCAGGGAUUCAAGUUUGUCCCCUUUUCAUUCGAGAGCAUCCUGGAGGGAAGAUUUGACGAAUGAUCAUCAUCCCGUCAGCGUGCAUGAACCCUCGCGCGAUCCUCUACGUCCCUCUAGUGGUUGUGUGUGACAUCCGUAUACUGUAGGUACACGUACUGUAUAUUGUCAGAAGUUUCCAGCUGUACUCAUUCUGGAACCCGUCACGCUGGCAUCGUGUUUUCCGCCUGUCGAGCAGAUUUCCUUUUAAUUGUUUUCAUUAGCUGCAACGGUGAAAUACUGCAGGUGUAAUUUCCUGUUUUUGAGUCUGAAUGGGCAUGUUUGUGCACAACUUCUAUGUGGAAAAACGUCCCUUGCCUGAUCAGUACAAGGAAAUAUACAGUACUGUAGUUGUGGCACAGCCAAGUGUAAUGAAUUGAAUGAGUCAUCAGCGAAAAUGCCAAAUGGACAAAUGUAGUCCAAAUCAUGAAAUAUGUCAAAUUAUGGGUCUUAAUAGCAGAAUGAUUCUGUAUUUCGAGUAUGUCGGGCAUUGAUGGCAAUAUUUAUGUAGAUCCGUAUCGCUACUUUAAUAUUAUUUCCCUACAAAGUUAUAGACUAUAUUAAAAAAACAAACACACGCACAAAGUAAUGUUAUUCAGAGAUGACAAAAAAAACUACAGUGGUAUGAAAAAGUAUCUGAACCUUUUGGAAUUUUUCGCAUUUCUGCAUAAAAUCCCAAUCAAAUGUGAUCUGAUCUUUGGCAAAAUCACACAGAUGAAAAAACAGUGUCUGUUCUAAUAUUUUAAUGAGGAUAGCAUGCAAACAAUGACAUAUAGGGGAAAAUAAGUAAGUGAACCCUCUGCCUAACGAGACUUAAAGAGCAAUAGAAACCAAUUUUUACCAAACAAUUUAAGUCAUGGGCGUGCCCAAUCACUGAUGAGUGUUUUAAAGCUGCCCUGCCACUAUAAAACACACACCUAGUAAGAAUUGUCUUAAUGAGAAGCAUUGUCUGAUGUGCAUCAUGGCUUGGUCAAAAGAUCUAUCUGAAGAACUAGGACUGUUGAUUUUUAUAAAUCUGGGAGAGGAUACAAAACCAUCUCUGAAAGUCUGGAUGUUCAUCAAUCGACAGUCAGAGAGGUUGUCUACAAAUGGAGAAUUUGGCACUUUUGCUUCUCUCCCAAUGAGUGGCCAUCCACCAAAGAUGACGCUAAGAGUUCAGCGCAAAAUACUCAGAGAGGUAAAACAGAACCUUAGCGUGUCUGCUAAAGACUUACAGAAAUCACUGGCACAGUCCAAUAUCUAUGCACACAACAACUAUAUUUAAACUAUGGUGUUCAUGGGAGGGCUCCACGGAGGAAGCCGUUUCUGUCUAAAAAAUAAAAUAAAAACAAAAAAUUUUUUUAAAUUAAAAAUAAAAAACAUCGUUUAAUGUUUGCAAAAAGGCACUUGGACACCCCACAGAAGUUUUGGCAAAAUAUUUUGUGGAUUGAUGAAACCAAAGUUGAAUUGUUUGGGAGUAACACACAACGUCAUGUGUAGAGGAAAAAAUGGAACAGCUCACCAACAUCAACACCUCAUCCCCACCGUGAAGCAUGGUGGAGUGAGCAUCCUGAUUUGGGGCUGUUUUGCUGCCUCAGGGCCUGGACAACUUGUAAUCAUUAGUGGAAGAAUGAAUUCAAAAGUUCUGCAGGAAAACCUGAGGCCGCCGUUCAGACAGUUGAACCUAAAAAGAGGAUGGAUGCUGCAACAAGACAAUGAUCCAAAACACAGAAGUAAAUCAACUUCAGAAUGGUUUCAGAAGAACAAAAUACACGUUCUGGAGUGUAUAUACUGAAGUCCAGAAUAGAACCCCAUUGAGAUGCUGUGUCAUGACCAAAAGACAGCGAUUCAUGCAAGACAUCUCAGGAAUCUGACUGAAGUACAGCAGUUUUGUAGAAAAGAAUGGGCCAAGAUUAGUCCUGAUCGCUGUGCCUGACUGAUCUGCAGCUACAGGAAGCGUCUGGUUGAAACAAAACAUAAAUGUGAUGGUUCACUUACUUAUUUCUUAACCUUCUGUCGUUGUUUGCAUACUAUCCUCAUUAAAAUAUGAAAACAUAUAAAUGUUUGGGUGGUUUUAGCUAAAGCUGACUGUUAUUUCAUCGGUGUGAUUUUGACAAAGGCCAUAUAACAUUUGAUGGUGAUUUUAGGCAGAAAAGUGAGAAAUUCCAAAAGCUUCAGAUACUUUUUCAUACUACUGUAUUGUUGGAACAUUUGAGUCAUAUAUGGUGUGUCCUGCAUGUCUUCUGUGUAAGUUGUGGAGGAUCAUUUGUUCAUAGAUGGUUAAAUAUGGAGCGAAAACAAAAAGCUCUCCCUUCAACUGAACGGUUGCCAACGUGCUGCACUCAGUAUUUAUGUUGUUUAUUCCAUGGAAAGUUAUAGACGGAGCCACAAAUACUAUGAACAUGUUUUGAUUUUCAGAUUUUAUGAAAGUUUGUGUGUUGCUAAAUUAUUGGUACUGUUGGAAGGUUAUUGUGAGUGUGUCAUCAAUAAAGAUUUGGGGUUUACAUCUUUUUCAAGCUUGUUUCUUGUCUUCCGCAGCCUAGAGCAGGGGUUUUCAGCUCAUUUAUUCGGUACAGACAGAAUCACAUGCUUUUACUUUAAUAUUUUCGCCAUAAAACUGCAGAUUUGUGCGGAAUUUGUGUGAAAAUUCCGUAAAAUCAAGAGGAAAAUAUCCAAAAUGUACAGAAAGCCCUAAAAUCAACUGGGAAUUAUCCAAAA